This is a messenger RNA of Triticum dicoccoides, 989 nucleotides long. RefSeq names its product protein PYRICULARIA ORYZAE RESISTANCE 21-like. Bases 135 to 845 code for a protein of 236 amino acids. Lineage: Eukaryota; Viridiplantae; Streptophyta; Magnoliopsida; Poales; Poaceae. Gene Ontology annotation, biological process: regulation of defense response to fungus. The transcript is spliced from 3 exons. Gene Ontology annotation, molecular function: metal ion binding. The record is from RefSeq and is a predicted model, not a curated record.
GCAUAUAUAGGUGCGUAUUCAUCCACACCGCCUCCCCCUCCCCCUCCCCGCAUCCAAUUCCCUCACUCCACCGCCGCUCCUUCUCGGCCCUUCCCCGCCUCCUCGCAUUGCAGGGAGGAGGAGACUCAAUCAAGAUGCCGACCAUCAUCAUCAAGGUGGACCUGGAUUGCGCCCGCUGCCACCGCAAGAUCGAGAGGGUGCUCGACAGGAUCAGAGAGAAGGGCGAGUUCGUCAUCGACGACAUCGAGUACGAUGAGAAGAACAACAAGGUGAUCGUGAAGGGCCCCUUCGACGCGGACAAGCUCUCCGACAAGCUCUGCUGCAAGGCCUGCAAGAUCAUCAAGGAGAUCGAGAUCGUCGAGCCGCCGCCGCCGCCGCCGCCGGAGGAGCCCAAGAAAGAGGCGCCCGCGCCCCCGCCGCCGGAGCCGGAGGUCGUGGUGCCGCCGCCGCCAGCGGUCGUCGAGGAGCCCAAGUGCCCCGAGCCGGCACCGGAGCCGCCCAAGGAGGAGCCGCCAAAGGAGGAGCCGCCGAAGGAGGAGCCUGCGCCCCCGCCCAAGAAGGAGGAGCCCGCGCCCCCGCCGCCCAAGGUCGUGGAGAUACCGUACCCGUGGCCGUACCCCUACCCGUACCCGGCGUGGCCAUCGGACUGCUGCUGCCACCACGGCCACGGCGGCUGCCACUGCUGCUCCUGCAAGCAAGAGCCCGCGCCGGCGCCGGCGCCCGAGCCGCCCCAGUUCAACAUCUACCCGCAGUACCCGCCGUACCCGCAGCAGCCGGCGUACCCGUGCGGCGGCUACAAGAUCGUCUGCGAGGAGGACCCCUCCUACGCCUGCGCCAUCAUGUGAUCGAUCAAUUAGUACGUCGUACAGUACUCCGUCCCCGUUCCCACCACCUCCGUCGCGUUGCUACGCUGCCGCCAUUAAUUCGGCCGUCCCGUAUAAGCACCGUACAGAUACGAUGAUAAGCUCUUCGCGUACAUAUACACGCGC